AGCAUCGGUAAACAUGGCGGCCAAGGCGCUCCGGCAGCGAACCAGGCGAGGCAGCAGACAAGACGCAAACAACGUGAAUAUCCCUGCCGAACCUCGGCCACCGAAAGAGGAGAAAGUCAGCGAUGACAGUAAACUCACAGAGACUCGUCAAGAGUCCAUCAGUCGUGGAGGGCAGGUAUGGGCUCCAGAAGGUUCAACUGCAUUUAAAUGCCUCCUCUCUGCACGUUUCUGUGCAGCUUUGCUCAGCAACAUCUCAGACUGUGACGAGACGUUCAACUACUGGGAGCCUAUGCACUACCUGCUGUACGGCACAGGAAUGCAAACAUGGGAAUAUUCUCCAUUGUACGCCAUCAGGUCCUAUGCUUACUUAUGGUUACAUGCUCUUCCUGCGUGUUUGCAUGCCCAUGUUCUACAGACAAACAAGGUGUUGGUGUUCUACUUUGUACGAUGUGUCUUAGCAUUCUCCUGCUGUGUCUGUGAACUCUAUUUCUACAAGGCGGUUUGUAAGAAGUUUGGCUUGCACGUGGGCCGUCUGAUGUUGGCAUUUCUUGUCCUCAGCACAGGAAUGUUCUGCUCAUCUGCAGCAUUCCUUCCUUCCUCUUUCUGCAUGUACACGACACUGGUUGCCAUGACGGGUUGGUUUCAGGACUCGACACCGUUAGCUGUUUUGGGCGUGGCUGCUGGGGCCAUUGUUGGAUGGCCGUUCUCUGCUUUGAUUGGGCUUCCGAUUGCCUUCGAUCUGCUGGUGUUAAAGAGGCAGUGGAAAAGUUUCAUCACCUGGUCAGCUGUUGCUCUGCUUCUGCUGCUGGUACCUCUGGUGGCAGUGGAUUCUUUCUUUUAUGGCAAACUGGUGAUCGCUCCACUUAAUAUUCUACUGUACAAUGUCUUUACACCACAUGGACCUGAUCUGUACGGCACAGAGCCGUGGCAUUUCUACUUUCUAAAUGGCAUCCUGAACUUCAACCUGGUGUUUGCUCUGGCGCUGUUUUCCCUGCCGCUCACUGCUCUCAUGGAGACUCUGUUACACAGGUUCAAUGUGCAGAACCUGGGCCGUCCAUACUGGCUGACUCUGUCUCCCAUGUAUCUGUGGAUGCUGGUUUUCUUCACCAGACCACAUAAAGAGGAACGUUUUCUCUUUCCCAUCUACCCUCUCAUCUGCCUCAGUGGGGCUGUAGCCCUCUCCUCUCUGCAGAAAUGCUACCACUUUCUGUUCCAGCGGUACCGACUGGAGCACUACACGGUCUCUUCCAACUGGCUGGCUCUUAGUGCAGUCGUGGUCUUCACAGUGUUGUCGCUGUCUCGCUCCGUUGCUCUCUUCAGAGGCUACCAUGCUCCUCUGGACCUGUACCCAGAGUUUCACCGCAUCGCCAAGGAUCCAACUCUACACCUGGUGCCUGAAGGCAGACCUGUCAGCGUGUGUGUCGGCAAAGAGUGGUACCGCUUUCCAAGCAGCUUCCUUCUACCACACAACUGGCAACUGCACUUCAUUCAGUCUGAAUUUAAGGGGCAGCUGCCUCAGCCAUAUGCCUCCGAUCCUCUGGCCACACAGACCAUCCCAGCCAAUAUGAAUGACCAGAACCUGGAGGAGCCGUCCAGAUAUGUGGAUUUAAGGACAUGCCACUACGUAGUGGACCUGGACAUAGAUGAAGAGACGCCACUUGAGCCACGUUAUUCAGCCAACAAAGAAGAGUGGAACAUCAUUGCUUAUAAGCCUUUUCUUCAAGCAUCAAGAUCAUCUCCUCUUCUCAGAGCGUUCUACAUCCCGUUUAUAUCAGACCACCACACGACCUACAGGCGCUACGUCAUCUUGAAACCUCGGCGACAAAAACAGCCUCGUAAGCGAAGCCAUGGCUGACCUCUGAGCCUCCACCUGACCCCAAGUACAACAUCCUAACAAGAGGAGUCGAUCACUUCCGCUCAAAACAGCUGGUGUUUGUGUGUCAGCGUGCAUGUAAUUUGAAGUAUUUGUCUCAUGAAACUUUUGAAGAUAUCAGUCCCUUUAAAGACAUUAAGUCUGCUUUUGGGCUUGUGUGUGUGUGUGUGUGUGUGUGUGUGUGUGUGUGUGUGUGUGAGCGAGAGUGAAGAGAAAAUGAUGCGUGUGCAGGUGUGCUUGGCAGAUAUCAGCUGGACAUUUUAUCUGAUUUUGUAUGUCUGUGUGGAAAUGAAUGUCUUACAAUGGAUGCACACUGCAAGAUUUUAACAUUAAUAUAUUCCAGAACAGGCCACCACACACAAAUGUAAGUGUUUUCAUGCUACAUUUGAAAACGUGGCCUGAAUGGAAGAACAUAUCUGACCAAUUAAUCUGAAAAGUCUUGUAGUGUUGGCCUGUCUAAUUAUGUGCUCUGUUGGGUGUGAGUGCUGGAGAUGAGUGAAAGUGAGGGUGCGGUCUUAAUUUAACUUGGAAUGUUAAUAAAAACACGAUUGACUGUGAAUACAA
This is a messenger RNA of Stegastes partitus (bicolor damselfish), 2437 nucleotides long. It is a transcript of the gene alg9, whose product is annotated as ALG9 alpha-1,2-mannosyltransferase. Gene Ontology annotation, cellular component: endoplasmic reticulum membrane. Gene Ontology annotation, biological process: protein N-linked glycosylation. Gene Ontology annotation, molecular function: alpha-1,2-mannosyltransferase activity. Lineage: Eukaryota; Metazoa; Chordata; Actinopteri; Pomacentridae. The transcript is spliced from 15 exons. The coding region runs from base 14 to 1855 and encodes 613 amino acids. The record is from RefSeq and is a predicted model, not a curated record.